This is a messenger RNA of Calidris pugnax (ruff), 491 nucleotides long. It is a transcript of the gene SNRPD2, whose product is annotated as small nuclear ribonucleoprotein D2 polypeptide. Gene Ontology annotation, cellular component: U5 snRNP; U2 snRNP; catalytic step 2 spliceosome. Lineage: Eukaryota; Metazoa; Chordata; Aves; Charadriiformes; Scolopacidae. Gene Ontology annotation, biological process: RNA splicing; spliceosomal snRNP assembly. The record is from RefSeq and is a predicted model, not a curated record. The coding region runs from base 60 to 491 and encodes 143 amino acids. The transcript is spliced from 3 exons. Gene Ontology annotation, molecular function: RNA binding.
GUCCCCACCAUGUCCCCUGCUGUCCCCGCAGGAGCCUCCUAAACAAGCCCAAGAGUGAGAUGACGCCGGAGGAGCUGCAGAAGCGGGAGGAGGAGGAGUUCAACACGGGGCCCCUCUCCGUGCUCACCCAGUCCGUCAAGAACAACACCCAGGUCCUCAUCAACUGCCGCAACAACAAGAAGCUCCUGGGGCGCGUCAAGGCCUUCGACAGACACUGCAACAUGGUGCUGGAGAACGUCAAGGAGAUGUGGACGGAGGUGCCCAAGAGCGGGAAAGGCAAGAAGAAGUCCAAGCCGGUCAACAAGGACCGCUACAUCUCCAAGAUGUUCCUGCGCGGGGACUCCGUCAUCGUCGUCCUCCGCCAGCACGAGCGGGUGGUCCGGCCGGAGGGGGACGAGGACGGGGACAGCGACGCCGACCCCCCCGCGCCCCUCCAGCUGCUGGGGGGCCCCCACGGCGGGGCGCUGGGGGGGCCCCCUCUGCCCCCAUGA